AUGUUAGUCCUGGGGCUUAAGGAUCCGUUUUCCAAAGAAAGGUUGAUGGAGAGAGAACAGAGUUUAGAGAAAACAUUGCAAGCAGCUCGCAUCGCCGAAACAAGCAAGCAGCACAUGAAGAGCAUAAAAGAAGAGGGUAGCAAAGUUGAGAAAGUGGAUGUAGUAGACGGCAAAGGACAGAAGCCUCAAUGGGGAAUGCCCUGUAGGAGUUGUGGUAUUCGACAUGCCCGAGAUUCAUGUCCUGCUGCUGGGCGACGCUGCCACAAGUGCCAGAAAAUGAACCAUUUUUCAAGGAUGUGUCGUACCCCAGAUGGACAAAAGAAACAGGUAAACACUCUUGAUGACUGUGACUCUGACUCUUAAGUUAUGUUAAUUGGAGCAGUCAAUGCAGGAGACAAAGACUGGGUUGAAACUGUCAAUUUUGGAACUGUUCAAGAAGUCUUUAAACUAGAUACUGGGGCCCAGUGCAAUGUCUUGCCCAAAGCCGCAUGUGACAAAAUUACAACAAACCCUUUGCAACCUUCCUCGGCAAGAUUAGAAAGUUACUCCAAAACUUGUAUUAGACCUGUUGGAAAGUGUGAGUUGCCUUGUUGGGUGCGUGGGGAAAGGUAUCAAGUAUGUUCUCAAGUGGUUGAUGAUAAUUACAUGCCCCUCCUGGGUAGAUCAUCCUGUGAGAAUAUGGACCUAAUCCAGCGCAUAAAUGCUAUUGAAAGUGUCAGUAUACUUAAUGAGUUCCCUGAAGUAUUCCAAGGACUUGGGUGCGUCCCAGGGAAAUAUCACAUUAGUAUUGACCCCUCUGUUCCUCCCGUGGUCCACCCACCCAGACGAGUUCCUCACUCUAAGCGAGUCCCACUGAAGAAAGAGUUAGAUCGGAUGGAGAAUGUUGGCAUUGUAGAGAAAGUUCCCUUGAAUGAACCUGCUGAUUGGGUAAGCAGCCUUGUUUGUGUUGAUAAACCGGAUGGAUCUAUUCGUGUAUGCUUAGAUCCUAAAGAUUUUAAUGUUGCCAUUAAAAGAGAACACUACCCUCUGCCAGUGAUAGAUGACAUCACAACUAGUUGUUCAGGAGCCACACUAUUUUCAACUUUGGAUGCAGAAAAAGCAUGCUACCAUAUCUAGUUAGACGAGGAGAGUAGCAAGCUCCUGACAUUUAAUACCCCCUUCGGGAGGUAUAGAUACCUGAGGAUGCCGAUGGGGAUUAAGUCUGCUCCAGAAGUUUACCAACAAAGAAUGAAGCAAGUCUUUGAAGGACUGCCGGGUGCGAAAGUCAUCAUGGAUGACAUAAUCAUACAUGGUCGAACUGGGCCGGAACAUGAUACACGGUUGAGAGCUGUUCUGCAGCGUGCCAAAGAUAACAAUCUCAGUUUGAAGAAGUCAAAGUGCCAUAUACAACAGGAAGAGGUGAAGAUCCAUGGCCACUUGUUCUUCCAUGACGGUUUGAAGACAGACCCAGAGAAGGUCAGAGCCAUAGUUGAAAUGCCAAGGCCAACAGACAAAUCUGGUGUACAAAGAUUGUUGGGGAUGAUCAACUAUGUCAGUAAAGUCAUCCCCAACAUGUCUGACCUUACUGCACCAUUAAGACAGUUACUACACCAAGAUGUUGAGUGGCACUGGGAAGAGCAACAGGAAGCUAGUUUUACAGCAAUCAAGGAAUCGCUUGUCCGCGCCCCUACUUUAGGAUAUUAUGAUGCAAAGAAAUCCCUGACGCUACAAGUUGAUGCCAGUUCAACUGGGCUGGGUGCAGCAUUGAUUCAGGAAGACCGACCAAUAGCUUAUGCCUCAAAGGCACUUACGCCCACUCAAGAAAGGUAUGCCCAAAUUGAAAAGGAACUUUUAGCAGUAGUAUUUGGCUGUGCCAAAUUUGCAGAGUACAUCGUGGGUCGUGAUGUCACCGUUGAAUCAGAUCAUAAAACUUUGGAGGCAAUUAUGAAGAAGCCCUUACACGUAGCACCCUUACGGCUGCAACGGAUGUUGGUCCAACUGCAGCGCUUUCCAGGAAUCAAUGUGGUAUACAAGCGUGGAGACAGCCUACAUUUAGCAGAUGCUUUGUCUCGAGCCCAUUUGGAAGAACAGCUGACGAAUGCUGAGCAAUUGGAAGUAAACUUAGUAGAGGAUGUUAUCUCUGACCACCAGUUGGCCCAUUUCGCUGAGGCAACUAAGGAAGAUGCGAUUUUGUCUGACCUGCAACAAGUUAUCUUGUCGGGUUGGCCAGAUUCCAAAGGUCAAGUCCCACCCAAUGCACAAGAGUAGCCCAGAGACUGAUCGUUAAGAGACAAAAGAUUGUUGUACCAAGUAGCUUGAGAGGAGAGAUAUCAACAAGACAAUAGCGAGAGCGCGGAACGUAUUGGUCUGGCUCAGGAUGAGUGUGGAGAUAACCGAGAAGAUUAAAAACUGUCCUGCAUGUCUAGAAAAUCAACCAAGUCAGCAGCCUGGACCAUUGAAGUCGCACGAGAUUCCACCAUUGCCUUGGGCUAAGGUUGGCACAGAUAUUCUGCACAAGAAUGGUCGGAACUACCUCGUUACUGUCGAUUAUUACUCCAAGUGGCCAGAAAUGACUCAACUCCCGUCAAUGACAAGCACCCGAGUAAUUACAGCUCUUAAAUCCCAGUUCGCGAGAUAUGGAGUCCUUUCAGAUGUCGUUUCUGACAAUAGUGAGCUUAAGAUCCGACGACGGCGAGAUUCUACGACGGCAGACUUGGUCGAGGGGGCUUGGGGUGAGGUCGCCGUCGCAAUGGCGCGAAAAAUAGCAUUAAGAAAGCCCGCGCGACGGCGGGAUGUUGUAGCGCCUUUUCCUGUUGAAGUUUAGAAAUAAAUACAAGAGUGAUGACUACUUUUAGAAAGGUUCGUGAAUUGUUACUGACAAGUUUCGAUGAUGGCGACAUUUCAGAAGAUGAAUUUUUACUAUUGUAUGAUGUCAACAGAUCUAAAAACCCGGAUUUUCCCUACCAGAAUUACAAACAUUUUGACCUCGAGAGGCUUGACGAAAAGAUGAGUGACAUAAUCCAUUGGACCUCAAUUUAAUGCCAAAACAAGUCUACGAUAUCAUAAUUGUUAAUAAACACAUCAAUAAACACAAGAAAAAACUUGUAAAACUUACUGGGUUGCUUUCUUUGUCGAGUUGACCGAGUUCAUGGCGAUUAACGAGUCAAACUGUUUAGAGAGGGCAAACAAAUUUAAUUUAAAUACCGUGUUCAAAUCGUUUAAGUCGCUUAGAAAUUCGACAAAAAUGGUCUACUGAGAAUAAACUGUUAACAGUGCUAAAGAAUUUCGCUCAAAAUGUGUUUAAAUGGCAUUAUUUUGAUCAAGUUUACUCACGUUUUACACGCGACGGCAAAAUGGCCUUCUUCACGUCACAGACAAGGCCCCUACGGCGGGAAACUUCGCAACGACGGCAGCCGGAAGUCUUUCUAGCAGUAAUUUCACUGCCGCUCGCCGUCACAGACGUCUGCCGUCGUCGGAUCUUAAGCAGGCUAAUGGCCCCUGUUACAACUCUGCAGAAUUUAGGAAGUUUUCAGAAGACUGGGGUUUUGAACACAUCACUUCAAGUCCUGGCUACCCACACUCCAAUGGCCAGUUAGAGAGAACCGUCCAGACCGUUAAAGCAAUGGUGGAGAAAGAUGGUGACCCAUACAAAGCUCUCCUUUCUUACCGAAAUACACCCCUGGAGGAAAUUAAUCUGUCACCCUCGCAAAUGCUCAUGGGCACACGUUUGCGAACCUCAAUUCCAGCGACUGGGUGCAUCAGGAUUUGUUGA
Molecule: messenger RNA, 3751 nt
Organism: Porites evermanni
Lineage: Eukaryota; Metazoa; Cnidaria; Anthozoa; Scleractinia; Poritidae
Source: the annotation of a GenBank genome assembly